Messenger RNA from Pimephales promelas (fathead minnow), 1870 nucleotides. Its product is annotated as transmembrane protein 233. NCBI's taxonomy places the organism in Eukaryota, Metazoa, Chordata, Actinopteri, Cypriniformes, Leuciscidae. The record is from RefSeq and is a predicted model, not a curated record. Gene Ontology annotation, cellular component: membrane.
UUUUGAAAUACAGUUUUUAUACAAAUUAGCAGGAUCAUACAAAGCACUAAAAUUCUGAAUCAUACCACAUUUUUAUGGUGUUUGUGACUCAUUUUCAAUGAAACUAGAAAGGUAGAUAUUUCACAUUGCCAAAAUGCUCUAACAUGUCAGCCAAAAACGUUUGUGGUUUCUCAGCUGGUUUAACAUUCACAGUAGAUUUCAACCAUUUCAUAACUAUGGGAUCUAAUCUAAAUGCUCAGCAUUGUCCUUUUCAGCUCGAGUUGUUGUCCAAUUUGUCAUAAGCAAUCAAGUGAGACGCCAUCCAAAAUGUCGAGGCAUGGGAACAGACGUGUGUGAGCUGCCCCCUCCUGCUCUGAUAUGUCCAUCUCUGUCCCAUAACACACACCUGAUACCCUGUGACCCCAAUACCACCCGCCCACCCAUGCGGAACUGCACACACACACAAACACACACACCAGUUUCAUCACCAUUUCUGCAUUUGACCCUAUUAGUUUACUUUGACGGGUCAUUUUACAGAUUGAUUUGCUAAUCUAUUAGAGAGAAAUGUUGUCACAACCGUGGAAAAUCGGAGAAUAACACACACAUUUUGCUGACCUAGAAUCUGUCCAUGGGAAAGCGUUGCCCAUAUUUUUGUCUCAUCUCCCCUGCGAUCCCAUUACUCACAGGUUCCUCUUGCCCAAACACCCUCCCACCCAAAACACUCCUCAUUUCAUCUUGAUUCCUGACAGCCCACACACAGCUCUGCUGGAUUUAUUCCUCUGUUAACUCAGUUUUAAACCCCUUUCUCUGUAAAAGUCGUUUUUUGGUGGACAUUUGCCCGUUGUCAGGAGUGUUGGCCUGCCAUCAUGGCUCCGGCCGGCUCACAGACGGAUGUGAAAGGCUCUCUGAAUGGGAGUAUGGAUUUGUAUAACCACUGGUUCGGUCCGACGACCCCGCGACCUCCUCUACGAAAUUACCUGGUCCUGACCAUCCUCACCUGCUUCUGUCCUGCUUACCCCGUCAACAUCCUAGCCCUGGUGUUCUCCGUCAUGUCCAGAAACAGUUAUGAUCAGGGAGAUUAUGAUGGAUCGAGGCGUUUAGGGAAGAUGGCGCUCUACGUGUCGAUCGCCUCCAUCAUCAUCGGCAUCCUCAUCAUCACCAUCUUCUGCGCUGUGCAUUUCAGCACGAAACACGUUUAAGAUGCCGGUGUUUCUGGAGGAAGGACGUCCACUGGGUCAGCGCUUUUGAUAAACUCAACCGAGGGUUUAUAAAACCAAGACCAGGACAGACUCAGACCGACACCACUUCUCAUCCGUCUGCAUGAGUAUGCUUAUACAAUAUCAAAAGAGAGAGGUAGAUGGCAGGGCUUUUUUUUACAGACAAUUUUACAGACAAUCACAUUCAAUGUAUGCACCUUUAAAUCACUUAAUACAAUCAAUGCAUCCACGCACAUGCUGAAUAUGUACAUAAUUUUGUAACCUAUGCAUGUCUAUUCUUUUUCAAAUUAAUUUUUGUGCCGUUGAAAUAGGGCUGAAUGUGUCUGCGAAACAUGGUUAAUAAUGACACUAACCAGUAAAUAUGAUUAGAGCGCAUCACACUGUUUACAGUCUUCAAGUCUUAACUGGUCCUAUAAAACUAAUCACUGGACAUGGCCAUACUGAAUAUGUAAAUAUGAAUCAUUUUUGGUGCUUAGUGUUUUCCUCUGCAAGUAGAUCAUGAAAAAAAUGAUAAAGGUCUUCAUUUUUAUAAUAACUUUUGGAUUUUUUUUUAAAGUGAUUAUGUAUUUAUGUGUUGUCAAAUGUUUUAGAAUUUAAAGGACACUAAUUUGGAAUUAAAUGUUUGUACUAAUAAAAUAAUAAACUGCAUUUAUAAAGCACCAUUCAUCCAACUA